This is a messenger RNA of Colletotrichum truncatum, 2721 nucleotides long. RefSeq names its product beta-glucosidase F. NCBI's taxonomy places the organism in Eukaryota, Fungi, Ascomycota, Sordariomycetes, Glomerellales, Glomerellaceae. The record is from RefSeq and is a predicted model, not a curated record. Gene Ontology annotation, biological process: glucan catabolic process. Gene Ontology annotation, molecular function: beta-glucosidase activity.
AUGGCCAGCGCCAAGUCUCUUGUUAUUUCCCUACUUGUGAGCCAGGUAUCAUGGAGCGAUGGCGCUGCGAUUGUUCCCAGGUCAGACGUACCUCCUGGAUAUGUCGCUGCAUCGUAUUAUCCAGCGCCAUACGGCGGUUGGACAUCAGACUGGGCGGACAGCUAUGACAGAGCAAAAGCCCUUGUUGAUCGUAUGACUCUUGCCGAGAAGACGAACAUCACUUCCGGGUCGGGCAUUUUCAUGGGCUGCGUAACUGAUGUGCAAAAACAUCUAUUAACCUGCUUCAGCCGUUGUGUGGGCAACACUGGUAGUGCCCUUCGUGUUGGCUUCCCCCAACUCUGUCUCGCAGAUUCAGCAACCGGUGUCCGCCAAGCUGACAAUGUCACCGUAUUUCCGUCUGGAAUUACGACCGGCGCAACUUUUGACAAGGACUUGAUAUACGCUCGAGGCGUUGCCAUUGGUAAGGAGUUUCGAGGCAAAGGUGCAAACAUCUAUCUCGGACCGAGCGUUGGGCCCUUGGGGCGUAAGCCCAAGGGUGGGCGCAACUGGGAAGGAUUCGGCAGUGACCCUGUAUUGCAGGGCAUAGGUGCUGCAUUGACGAUCAAGGGUGUUCAGGAACAGGGCGUUAUCGCCACCAUCAAGCAUCUUGUCGGUAACGAGCAGGAAAUGUACCGUAUGUACAACCCGCUUCAACAGGGUUACAGCUCUAACAUCGGUUCGUCUUCUUCAAUCUUCAACUUUGGAUCAAUCAGUUCUGACAACACAGAUGAUCGAACUUUGCACGAGUUGUAUCUCUGGCCGUUUGCUGAUGGCGUGCGGGCGGGUGUUGGCUCUGUUAUGACGGCAUACAACGCGGUUAACGGGUCUGCCUGCAGCCAAAAUAGUUACCUGAUAAAUGGCAUUCUCAAGGACGAACUCGGCUUUCAAGGCUUCGUCAUGUCGGACUGGCUGUCACACAUGAGCGGUGUCGAUUCUGCUCUUGCAGGCCUCGACAUGAACAUGCCAGGAGACACCCAGGUCCCCCUUUUCGGUUACAGCUACUGGAUGUACGAUCUUACAAGAUCUGUACUGAAUGGCUCUGUCCCUAUGGAGCGCCUUAACGACAUGACGACAAGAAUCAUUGCGACCUGGUAUCAACUUGGUCAAGACCAGGGUUACCCUUCCCUGAACUUCGCCACAUCAACCCGCAGCCGGGAGGGCCAGCUGUACCCUGGAGCAUGGCCCUUUAGCCCAAGCGGUGUCAUCAAUGAGUUCGUUCAAGUCCAAGACAAUCAUCACCUUGUAGCCAGGCAAGUGGCGCAGGAGGCGAUCACAUUGCUCAAGAACGCGGGCAACCUCCUGCCUAUCACAACCUCCGCCCCUAUUAAGGUGUUUGGCACACACGCCCAGACAAAUCCCGAUGGACCGAAUGCCUGUCUCGAUAGGAGUUGCAACAAGGGUCUCCUCGGUAUUGGAUGGGGAUCAGGCACCGUCGACUACGAGUACCUGGAUGAUCCAAUCACUGCCUUCAAAAAAAGAGCCAGCAAUGUCGUAUACUACAACAACGACAACUUCCCCUCGGUUCCUACUCCGACAGGUGACGAUGUAGCUUUUGUGUUCAUUACUUCUGACUCGGGAGAGAACCAGUACGUAGUAGAAGGCAACAAUGGCGACCGGAGCGCGUCUGGGCUUAACGCUUGGCACAACGGCAACAAGCUUGUCAAGGACGCCGCCGCCAAGUACGCCAAUGUGGUUGUCGUGAUCCACACAGUUGGGCCUAUUCUUGUUGACGAGUGGAUCGAUCUUCCCAGCGUCAAGUCUGUGCUCGUGGCUCACUUGCCAGGUCAAGAGGCCGGAGAGUCGCUUGCUAACAUCGUCUUCGGCAACGCCUCUCCCUCAGGGCAUCUUCCGUACAGCAUGACAAAGAAGGAGUCUGACCUGCCGGACUCCGUCACACAGCUCACUGGCGGCUCUCUUGGCCAGCCUCAAGAUACCUACUCGGAGGGCUUGUACAUCGACUAUCGUUACCUCAACAAGAACGGCAUUAAGCCGCGUUUCGCGUUCGGCCAUGGACUUAGCUACACAAACUUCACCUUCUCCGAUGCGACCAUUCAAUCCGUCACCCCUCUUAGCGCGACCCCUCCUGCUCGUGCUGCAAAGGGCGACGUGUUGGAGUAUGAUGCCCCUAUCCCUGACUGGACGGAAGGCGUUGCCCCUUCGGGCUUCAACAAGAUCUUCAGAUACAUCUACUCCUGGUGUACCGAGGGUGAGGCAAAAGAAGCCGUCGAGAACGCUAAGACGAAGAAGUAUCCCUACCCGCCCGGCUACAGCACCGCUCAAAAGCCCGGCCCGGUGGCCGGUGGUGCGCAGGGCGGUAACCCAGCUCUGUUUGAUGUCAUGUUCACCGUCUCGGUGAAAGUGACUAACACGGGCACGAAGCACUCGGGCAAGGCAUCGGCUCAGGCGUAUGUGCAGUUCCCCGAGGGCGGUCCGGAAACACCCAUCAUUCAGCUCAGGGACUUUGAGAAGACAAAAGUCCUCGCCCCCGGUGAGAGUACUACUGUUCAGCUGAAGUUGACGAGAAGGGAUGUAAGUGUUUGGGAUGUCGUCAGCCAGAACUGGGUUGUGCCGAAGCUCGACGGCAGGUACAAGAUUUGGGUUGGGGAUGCGAGUGACCGGCUAUUUUUGGCUUGCUAUACGGACUCGAAGCAGUGCGAACAGGGCCUCAAUAGCCCCGUGUAA